Molecule: messenger RNA, 1718 nt
Organism: Nezara viridula (southern green stink bug)
Lineage: Eukaryota; Metazoa; Arthropoda; Insecta; Hemiptera; Pentatomidae
Source: the annotation of a GenBank genome assembly
AGAGACAUGCAGCCCUGGAAAAUGACUGCCAUCAGCUGAUCGUAAGCUUUGGUAGUGUUUUUGAAUUUUUGACUGAAUUAGAUCGUCAUUCUUGACUUAUGGCGAUGAAAGGAGUUGUCAAACCUAAUCAAGCUUAUGUAGGCAACAUCGACCACAAAGAUAUCAAAUACGGUCAGAUUAUCGGUAAGGGCUCGUUUGGUGUCGUCCACAAAGCUUUUUGGAAAGACAUCAAUGUCGCAGUUAAAAGAAUUGAAACAGAAGCAGAAAAGAAAGCUUUUACUAUCGAAAUUAAACAUCUCCUGCGGGUAAACCAUGAAAACAUAAUAAAAUUGUAUGGAGUCCCUACUCAAGAACCUGUCUGUAUAGUUAUGGAGUAUGCUGAAGGUGGUUCACUAUAUAAUGUUUUACAUUCCCAAACCAAAAUCAGUUACACCGCUGGUCAUGCAAUGAAUUGGGCUUUACAGUGUGCCAGAGGAGUAGCUUACCUUCAUGGAAUGAAUCCUCCUAUUAUUCAUAGAGACUUGAAACCUCCUAAUUUACUUCUGUUCGACAAAGGGACAGUUCUUAAGAUAUGUGAUUUUGGAACAGCUUGCUAUAAAAAGACUUAUAUGACAAAUAACAAAGGGAGCGCCGCAUGGAUGGCUCCAGAAGUUUUCGAAGGGUCAAAAUACGCAGAAAAAUGUGAUGUCUACAGUUGGGGAAUAAUAUUAUGGGAGAUAUUGAGUAGAGAGAGGCCUUAUACCAAUUUAUCCGGAACUGUCUAUACAAUUAUGUGGUAUGUUCAUCUUGGCCAUCGUCCUCCUCUUCUUAUCAACUGUCCGCCACCUAUCGAAAGUCUUUAUACAAGGUGUUGGGAUAAGAACCCAGAAGUCCGCCCGUCGAUGAAAGAAGUAGUCACUAUAAUGGAAGAUUUAUUGCCAUUCUUUAGUGGAUAUGAUGCUCCAUUGGAUACUGACUACGAUUCAACCUGCAGUGAGGAAGAGAUUGCGGACACUAAUGAUUAUUUUGAUGAAGAAUAUAUCGAAAGUUUACAUGCCAAGCCGAAUGGACAUGACUCAGGGCCAAUUCCCUGCGAUCCUAGGUUAAGUCAACCACUUAGUGUUAUUGUCGAUGGCAACGAUACAGUUUGUGGAGAGUCGUAUGGCCGUGAUGAAAAUAAGACUGAUGAAACAGAUAAUAAGAAAAUUGGAAGGCCUGCUUCACACCCUGUCGCACCAUUGGGACGACCUCCAGUUAUUCCCCGUCCAAAAACAACAGGUGAUUUGUGCGACCGUGAAUUGGGAACAGAAGUUUACGAAAUGUUAGACCCACAACUUCGACCGGUUAGUCCCGAUCAGACAAAUGAACAUUCUGUUGCAAUUUUUAAGGAUCAUGUUAAAAUGGCAAAGGAAUAUUUAAAAGUACAGACUGAAAUGGCCUACAUCAAGAGAAAUAUAGAAAAGUUAAGCGAUCGGUUGUCCACAGAAUCUCAACAAAAUGACAUUCAUAACCUUGAAAUGGAAAAGAAAGAAUUAGAACAACUUCAAGACUUGAUGAAGCAACAGCUUGCAAUUAAGAAUGCCCAGAGAGGUUGCAGUUCAAGGGAUGCAUCCCAACCCCAUCCGUCGUAUCCUACAUAGAAGAAACAACAUGCUUCUUGAUUAUUCUCUACAGGCGAAUGAGACUAUUCUGCUAAGAUUACACUAUUGGAGAUGGGAAGGGAAAGAGGGGGGGGGGAA